Messenger RNA from Xenopus laevis (African clawed frog), 7045 nucleotides. RefSeq lists its product as uncharacterized. NCBI's taxonomy places the organism in Eukaryota, Metazoa, Chordata, Amphibia, Anura, Pipidae. The transcript is spliced from 9 exons. The coding region runs from base 129 to 4391 and encodes 1420 amino acids. The record is from RefSeq and is a predicted model, not a curated record.
UAUAGUCCCCUCAUUGGCUGGAAGUGUAAAUGUCCAGGAAGGGUUACAAUGACAGACACGUGAGGGGCGGAGCUUCUAUAAGGAAGUAGCAAAAAGUCACAGACAAGUAUCUGAGAGCGCGGAAUGCAAUGGAGGAACGGAAUGAGCUGGAGAAACCGUUUCUGGAAACACAGGGAGGAUCAGACGGGAGCAUCGAGAUUAGAGCGGUGCCCCCUGUAAUUUCACGCGUUUACACAGCCUCUUCGUGCCCCGAGUUUCCGGAUUUUCUACCCGAUACAUUACCCAAGCUCCCGGAAGUGCAACAUGUAACAGUAUUAGCGCGUCGCCGCACUUCCCUCAGGCGCCUCCGGUACCGUUUGGCGAGUGAAAUCCCGGGUACAAGCAGCGAACAGCAGAGCAGAGAUCUCCCAAUUCAGAGGGACAGUGACAUGCGCAUAAACCUCAGAAGGUACGACAGCUUUAGCAAAUAUAAUGAGCCCUGGCCUGCACCUGUUCUCUUCCAACAGUCUUCAUUGGCUGAAGCAGGAUUCUACUAUCUGGGGCAUGGGGACCGGGUGCGGUGUUUCUCCUGUGGGGGAGAGUUGGAGAAUUGGGAAUACUGGGAUUUGCCCCUCACCCGACACCAACUCUCCUUCCCUGACUGUCCCUAUGUGCUGGAGCUGGAAGCUAAGAUGUCUCCCAUCAUUGGUCAAAGUCAGCCCCAUAUUAGUAAGAGACUCAGUCCAACUGUUCCUUACAGUUCUGACUAUCCCACUGUACAGGGACUGAUAAAGGACCCGGAUUACAGUAAAGUGGAGUCUAUUACAGAAGGGGAGAGUGAGACAUCAGCGCCCCCCAGUGGCUCCAGUAUCUCAGGGCAGAAACCCCUUGGGACAAUGAGUGAUGAACACAACAGGUUAGAGACUUACCGGAGGCACCGUCACCAUUUCCCUUAUAACAACCAGUGGCGCUUGUCCCGGGCAGGAUUCUACUAUGUGGGGCCUGGGGACUGGGUGCGGUGUUUCUCCUGUGGGGGAGAGUUGGAGAAUUGGGAGGACUGGGAUGUGCCCCUCACCCGACACCAACGCUCCUUCCCUGACUGUCCCUAUGUGCUGGAGCUGAGAGCUGAGAUGUCUCCCAUCUUUGGUCAAUAUCAGCCCAAGAUUAGUGAGAGACUCAGUCCAACUGUUCCUUACAGUUCUGACUAUCCCACUGUACAGGGACAGAUAAAGGACCCGGAUUACAGUAAAGUGGAGUCUAUUACAGAAGGGGAGAGUGAGACAUCAGCGCCCCCCAGUGGCUCCAGUAUCUCAGGGCAGAAACCCCUUGGGACAAUGAGUGAUGAAUACAACAGGUUAGAGACUUACCGGGGGCACCGUCACCAUUUCCCUUAUAACAACCAGCAAAGCUUGUCCCAGGCAGGAUUCUACUAUGUGGGGCCUGGGGACUGGGUGCGGUGUUUCUCCUGUGGGGGAGAGUUGGAGAAUUGGGAGGACUGGGAUGUGCCCCUCACCCGACACCAACUCUCCUUCCCUGACUGUCCCUAUGUGCGGGGGCAGAGAGCUGAGAUGUCUCCCAUCAUUGGUCAAUAUCAGUAUCAGGGUAAGAAGUCUCCAUUGCUCCCUAUGAGUAUGAGACUCAGUCAGACAGUUCCCAGCAGCUCUAAUUGUCCCACUGUACAGGGACUGAUAAAGGACCCGGAUUACAGUAAAGUGGAGUCUAUUACAGAAGGAGAGAGUGAGACAUCAGCGCCCCCCAGUGGCUCCAGUAUCUCAGGGCAGAAACCCCUUGGGACAAUGAGUGAUGAAAACAACAGGUUAGAGACUUACCGGGGGCACCGUCACCAUUUCCCACAUAACAAUCGGCAUAGCUUGUCCCAGGCAGGAUUCUACUAUGUGGGGCCUGGGGACCGGGUGCGGUGUUUCUCCUGUGGGCGAGAGUUAGAGAAUUGGGAAAACUGGGAUGAUCCCCUCACGCGACACCUACACUCCUUCCCUGACUGUCCCAAUGUGCGGGAUUGGAGAGUUAUGUCUCCCAUCAUUGGUCAAAGUCAGUAUCUGCUCCAUAUGAGUGAGAGACCCAGUCAGACCUUUCCCAGCAGCUCUAAUUGUCCCACUGUACAGGGGCUGAUAAAGGACCCGGAUUACAGUAAAGUGAAGUCUAUUACAGAAGGGGAGAGUGAGACAUCAGCGCCCCCCAGUGGCUCCAGUAUCUCAGGGCAGAAACCCCUUGGGACAAUGAGUGAUGAAUACAACAGGUUAGACACUUACCGGGGGCACAGUCACCAUUUCCCACAUAACAACCAGCGAAGCUUGUCCCGGGCAGGAUUCUACUAUGUGGGGCCUGGGGACCGGGUGCGGUGUUUCUCCUGUGGGGGAGAGUUGGAGAAUUGGCAGCCUGGGGAUGAGCCCCUCACCCAACACCGACUCUCCUUCCCUGACUGUCCCUAUGUGCUGGAGCUGGAAGCUGAGAUGUCUUCCAUCUUUGGUCAAUAUCAGUAUUCGCGUAAGGAGUCUCCAUUGCUCCCUAUGCGUGAGAGACUCGGUCAGACAGUUCCCAGCAGCUCUAAUUGUCCCACUGUACAGGGACAGAUAAAGGACCCGGAUUACAGUAAAGUGGAGUCUAUUACAGAAGGGGAGAGUGAGACAUCAGCGCCCCCCAGUGGCUCCAGUAUCUCAGGGCAGAAACCCCUUGGGACAAUGAGUGAUGAACACAACAGGUUAGAGACUUACCGGGGGCACUGUCACCAUUUCCCACAUCACAAUCGGCAAAGCUUGUCCCGGGCAGGAUUCUACUAUGUGGGGCCUGGGGACCGGGUGCGGUGUUUCUCCUGCGGGGGAGAGUUGGAGAAUUGGGAGUUCAGGGAUGAUCCCCUCACCCGACACCGACUCUCCUUCCCUGACUGUCCCUAUGUGCUGGAGCGGAGAGCCAAGACGUUGCCGAUCUUAUGUCGAAGUCAGACUGUAUUUGCCAGUGCUUUUCUUGGUUUAAGUUUAAUUGAUUUCAGUAGCAGUCACAGACCCAGACCUCUGAGUGACCAAGAUACACCUAUGUCCCUCCAUAUGAGGAACGAGGGAGAGAGAUUUCAUUCACCUGUAACCAGCAGCUCUGUGACCCGUUGUCUCAAGUCUGACUCUGCAAAUCAAGAGGAGGUAGCUUCUGGCCAAGAGGAAGAGCUGGGUUUUGGUCAAGCAGAAGGGGGGGCUUCUGGACAAGCGGAGGAGAUGGAUUCUGUAGGACACAGAGAGCAGACAGAAGAGACAUGUGACUGGCCCAGAGGGAGUGCAGAGGAGUGUGAGCUCUGUGGAAAGGCUUCUGAAUUUCCACAAAUCAGACCUGAGAGAACUGGCACCAAAUUCAGGUUAGUUGUGCCGAGGGAAGGUCUCUUCCGUUGCUCAGAGACAGGAUUACAGUUCCGUGUGGAAUCACCGGCUAAUAUUGACAUUGAAAUUGGUUCCUGGGUGGAAUUCCGGGGGCACCUGCACCAAUACACAUAUGAUAUCGUGGGGCCCCUUUUCAAUAUCACAGUCAAAUCUGGGCGAGUAUCAGCAGUGUAUCUGCCCCACUACGUGUGUCUGAAAGGAGGAGACGUGGAUAAAGCAAUGUUUAGAGUGGCUCAUUAUAAAGAUGACAAUAUGAUCCUGGAAUCACCAACCAGAGUUGAGCCUUUUUAUGUUGUUCUGGAAAAUCCCACCUUCUCCCCAGUGGGGGUUAUUAAGUUACAACCAUCACCUAAUGGACGUCGGAGGAAAAUCCCGACUCACGGCGUUGUCAUGUUAUACAGCAGAUACAAAACAGGUUACACCAUUCAUCUCUACUUGAUGCCACGUGAUCUCUCAUUAAAGCAGGCUGUGCACAAUAAGGAGACAGAAAAUGGCUUUUACCGGGUGGACAAACCACCUCAGACCAGCACUAUAUAUACUGAGAAAAUAUACAUUGUGGGGGGACCGGAGGAUGCAGACAUUAUACCAGAGGAGCUUAAGUUGUGUUUAGAUGACAAGUCAGAGCUGUAUCCUUACAGUGAGAUAUACCUUGAGGAAAUACAGGAUAAAAUUUACUUACAAUUAACAUGUCAAGGAGAAAAUACAUCGACAUGGCGAACGCAGCUCAGGACUGAAGACUUGGAAACAAAAACAAAGGUGACUCAAGAUGGGCGGCAUUUUAUUGAUAGGCACCGAGCAGCUCUGAUUGCCAACAUGUCCCACAUUGAUCCAGUCCUGGAUGAUCUCCUGGGUGAUAAGAUCUUGACUCAGGAACAGUACGACACAGUGAGAAGCAAGAGCACUUCCCAGGAGAAGAUGAGACAACUCUAUGACUGUAUAAAGACUUGGGGGAAUGCUGAUAAGGAUGUAUUCUACUUUACAUUGUCUGUACACAACAAAUCACUCAUCAAGGAACUUUUACACAGCUGAGAGUUCAGAUCUACAAAAGAUUAGCCCUUGGAUUUGAUCAUCACAUCCAUUUGCUUCUUCUCGCCACAUUAUGUAACAUUGCUAUUUAGGCUAAAAUCAUAUGAAGCGGUGAAGAUCUGGACUGGACAGGGUGAAGAGGGUGACGAGUCAGGACAGGAGCAGGCUGGGUAGGAAACAGGACAGAGAGGGUCAUUAAUCAGGAGCAGACAAGCAGGAGAGGACUGGAGAGCAGAAAAAGGAAUGGAUAGCAGAAGAGGACUGGAUCAGAAAUGGGAGGUAAAGGCAGAGCAAGAUACAGAGUGAGACGAGGGAAGAUAUAAGACAGGGAUCAAGGUACAAGGCAGAACAGGACAGGAAGCAGAAACAGGCAAGGCAAACAAUCUAGGGUUAAAGCAAGGUACAAGGCAAGAAACAAGAAUACAAAGCAGGAACAGGGAAAAAAGGCUGAAGCAGUAAACGAGAGCUAGGGGCAAGCCACAGUGCUCCGGAAGGCAAAGGUAGAAACAAGGGAGCUGGAAACCUAGCUAGGGGCGCUGCCACAGUACUAAGAAGGCCAAUGCUCAGGGGCGUGGUCUGGUGCUUCAUGUAGGAAGACGUAUUAGAGAGUUGCUCUGGUUCCCGAUCCCAAGCAUCCUGUAAAUAUCAGCAACAUCACCCAACAAAAACGGAUUACAGAGACCUGAACUGGGAGCCCUUACCACGCAGAUCCUUGAUGGGGCAAAACCGGGCACAGAAGCUGCAGCUAAGCUGGAAAGAUUUGGCCGAGAUGCACGGCAAGGCCAAGAUGGCGGCGAUGGGCCUGACCCGACGACGAUCCCCAGCUAGCAGAGCCCACACUUGCAGACCUACUUACCGAAAUUAGGUCCUCCAACGAAGCCUGCACAUCCCUCAUAUGCGCGAAGACCGAGGAGAUAACAGUUAAUCGCUCCAUAUUUAAACUAGACUUCCAAAAGCUGCGAGAGCGCACGGCUACGCUGGAACGCAGAGUAAGCUCAGUGGAGGAUAUGUGUUACCCAAUGCCGGAGCGCAUGCAGCAAAUGGAUAAGGCGAUUCAUGCCUGUGCAAGUAAAUCCGACGAUCUGGAAAACAGGCUCCGUCGCAACAAUCUCCUGUUCAUCGGGUUCCCAGAAAAAGCUGAAGGAGGCUCCCCUGAGAAUUUUAUCGAGUCCUGGCUGGUGGACAAAUUUGGCAGGGAGGCCUUUUCAACUACCUUCGCAGUCGAGCGUGCACACCGGAUACCAUCCAAGGCCCCCAUCCCAGGUGCGGCCCCAAGACCAGUCAUCGCAAGAUUGCUCAACGCCAGAGAUUGCGAUUCAGCGCUGUCUCAUGCCAGGAAGUCGGACACGCUGACCUACAACAACAUCAAGAUCUCCAUCUUCUGCGACUUUUCGGCUGAGGUUCAGCGACAGCGUGCCAGAUUCAUCGAAUCCAAUCGUCGCCUGAGGGAACUCGGUUACAAAUAUGCCAUGCUGUAUCCAGCCCGGUUUAGAGUGAUCGUGGAUAACAGCUCACAUUUCUUUACCUCCCCUCAAGACCUCAGCGACUGGAUUGACAACAAGAAAAAGUGCGAUGCCUAAAAAUCCGGCUGGUCCCAAAGCUGAGAAUACAUCGUCUUAGGGGCAGAGGCGACACUUCAACCAGUUAGUAUAAAUCUACCAUGUUAUUGCAUAAUGUUAUCUUCCGCUAGACUUUCUGGGGCAAAUUCACUAAGAUUCACUAAGACUGAUUGAUACGGGAUCGGGGGGACAGAGUGACUUUUUCUUUUUUUCUGUCUUUUUAUUUUUUCAUUUCCAUUUUUUCCUCGGAACUGUGGUGCUGUCCAUAAAGGUGGCCAGUGCGAAGUUUAGCACUAGGGAGAAGGCCGGCCACGUGCCACACGAUCACCCCCCACGCAAAUGUGUAUGAUAACUAGAAUGGAUGAUUACGGGUUACAAAUCUGCCAGGAGUUGGGGAUCUGGUCAGGUGGGGAGGGGGAACGGCUUUAUGUUCACAAGUCGAGAGGGGUUAUUGUUUCACAAAAAAGGUUCAAAUGUGAUAUUUUUGUCCAACAGAUGCAACCAGGGAUGAAAACAAACAAGAUGCACGAAUGUAUAAAUGGCAUUAAUUUUUUAAAAAGGGAAAAUGACGCAAUUACUUAGCUGGAAUGUCAGAGGGCUUAAUGAUAGCAUAAAACGCAGAUUAGUUAUGGAUUUUGUUAAGAAAGCGGGGGCUAACAUAACUAUGCUACAAGAAACACAUCUAAUUGGCAGUAGGACACUAGCCCUGAAGAGACCCUGAGUGGGCUGGUACUACCAUGCGGAAUACUCCAUCAGGAGUUGCGAUUCUUAUCUCCCGCAAUACACCGUUCAGGGCAGUAACUAUCAAAACUGACCCCAAAGGCAGAUAGAUAUUCAUACAUGGUUACAUCCAAUCCCAAGAGGUAAUUCUAGCCUGUAUUUAUAUACCACAUCCGUACCAGGAUACAUGCUUAUUUUAUUUUGAAAAUAUUUUAUUAGAUUUUCAUGUUAAGCGAUAACAGUAUAGAAACAAAUAUUUUGCAGAUGAAGACAGAAAUGCUGAAAUCGAUACAAUGACAUAGUAUUAUUAAAGACUACAUAUCAUUUAAAGAGACUGACAACAAUGAAUGGAAAUUAAAUAAAAUUAACUAAACUAAA